This is a messenger RNA of Aspergillus pseudoviridinutans, 693 nucleotides long. RefSeq lists its product as uncharacterized. Lineage: Eukaryota; Fungi; Ascomycota; Eurotiomycetes; Eurotiales; Aspergillaceae. The transcript has a single exon. The coding region runs from base 1 to 693 and encodes 230 amino acids. The record is from RefSeq and is a predicted model, not a curated record.
AUGGCUCUAUCAAUAGAUGCUUUUCCAGAAGAGAUAUUCAUCGAGGUCUUAACAUCUCUGAAGCUCACAUCAGGGCCAUCUGCAUUGAUCCCAUGCCUCCUCUGCUGCAAGAAAUGGCAUCAAUCGACCAUUCCCCUCCUCUACCGCGAUAUUAUUCUUAAAAACUCCAACUUGGAGCACUUGUUUUCACAAUUCCCAGAAUCGCAAGGCGGAUUGGUCCGAACAUUGACCGUCGCCCUAACCUACCCCAUCGAAAACCCCGAUGGCCGCUGGCAGCGAGAUGCUUAUCUAGGUACCCGAAAGACACGUCGAAUGAAACGUUGCCUGAGGGCUCUUUCGGGGUUUUUGCGCUGUAUGAGCAAUCUGACUACGUUCUCCUUUGCGAUACGCCACGACAUGGUCGACGGGACGACAAACCUGCAGUUCCCCAGAGAUACUCUUACCGAUAUGUUGUUGGCUCUUCCACAAACAUGCGUUAACAUUGAGAUUGUCGUCUGCGGGCCCGAGGAGCGAAACAAUCGCAGUCCAGAUGAUUUCUGUAAGACUCUGAUACAGAUUCUUCCUCGCCUGAAACAUCUCCGUCUUCAAGUUGGUCGUCUCUGUCCGGAUUUUCUAGGGGAAGCCGGCUUGGGAAAAGACGAUACAGAUGGCUCAAUCUGCAUCAGUUUAAACCCCGCUCUCUGCCCAAUUUGA